Molecule: messenger RNA, 1645 nt
Organism: Amblyraja radiata (thorny skate)
Lineage: Eukaryota; Metazoa; Chordata; Chondrichthyes; Rajiformes; Rajidae
Gene: osgepl1
Product: O-sialoglycoprotein endopeptidase-like 1
Exons: 7
Coding region: 244-1479 (411 amino acids)
Biological process (GO): tRNA threonylcarbamoyladenosine modification
Cellular component (GO): mitochondrion
Source: RefSeq, a predicted model, not a curated record
GUUUCAAGCGACGGAAUUAUAGUUGCACUCCUCCAGAGUGGGGAACAGCCAGUGGUGACACAGAACCAAUGUCCUACCCUUGUUGAAGACAAGCGUGGGGCGAUGUUCGGAGUGUUUUCCUGCGGGGGUUAUUAAACUGCUGGGUAUUUGGGGUGAACUUUAAACGGUGCAGCCGAGGUGGGAGCUGCCGCUGCAAAGUCGUGCCUCCGGGGAUUGUUGUCCCGCCGCCGCUCUCCGUGUAGCAUGGUUCGGGAACCGAACGUUGCGCGGGUCGGCGUUGCCAUGGCGAUGCAUUGUCUGGGGACCCGGGCCCUGAGCUGGGCGGCUGCCCGCGCUCCCCGGCUGGUGCUGGGCAUCGAGACCAGCUGCGAUGACACCGCCGCCGCGGUGGUGUGCGAGGCAGGGACAGUCUUAGGAGAGGCCCUGCACUCUCAGAAAGAAACUCACCUCAAGGCAGGUGGAAUAAUUCCACCAGUGGCGCAGAGACUACAUAGAGAGCACCUGGACAGAGUGGUGCAGGAAGCUAUGGACAAUAGUGGAGUACCCCUUAAUGAAGUGACGGCAAUAGCGACAACUAUAAAGCCAGGACUUGCACUAAGUCUACAAGUGGGCCUAGAGUACAGUUUAAAACUAAUAGAACAAUGUAAGAAACCCUUCAUUCCUGUUCACCAUAUGGAGGCCCAUGCGCUGACCAUUCGAAUGCUGCAGUCGGUAGAAUUCCCCUUCCUGGUCCUAUUGAUUUCCGGUGGUCACAGUCUGCUUGCUGUCGCUCGUGGAGUCGAUGACUUUCUUCUUCUUGGACAGACGUUGGAUGAAGCCCCAGGAGACACACUGGACAAGAUUGCAAGAAGACUAUCGCUGAAGAAUCACCCAGCAUGCUGUACAAUGAGUGGGGGUGAAGCUAUUGAAUAUUUGGCCAGAACGGGGAAUCGAUUGCAUGUUGAGAUAAGAGAACCUAUGAGCCACCAUAUAGACUGUGAUUUCUCCUUUUCUGGUCUUCGCAAUCAGGUCAAUCUAAUAAUUGCCAAAAAGGAAAAGGAAGAAGCAGGUAUCCAGGAUGGCCAGUUGCUGUCGUGUGUGAAUGACAUUGCUGCUGCUGUGCAGCAUACAGUGGCAGUUCACUUAGCAAAGCGAACACAUCGAGCCAUUCUCUUCUGCAAGAAGGAAGAUUUUUUGCCCCAAUCAAACCCAGCCUUGGUGGUUUCAGGUGGAGUGGCCAGCAAUGAAUACAUCAUAAAAGUCUUGCAGAUAGUAACUGAAGCAAAUGGGUUGUCACUGAACUGUCCUCCUCCUAAGCUCUGCACAGACAACGGCAUAAUGAUUGCAUGGAAUGGUAUAGAGAGACUUCGAGCAGGAAUCGGCAUUCUACAUAAUCCAAAAGCAAUUCGCUAUGAGCCAAAAGCCCCUCUUGGAAUUAACUUAUCAGAACAAGUAAGGAGAGCAGCACUGAAAGUUCCUUAUCUAAAACUGAAGAUAUGACUACCAGUGCUUUGCUGGGUGGUCGCCCAUUUUAAGAAUCGCCAAACUGAAAAUCUCCAGCGAGAAUGAUUUUUAAAUUAAAUACAUGUAUAUUGGAUUCUUCUACAUUUAUAAACAAUAUUAAACCAUGUAUAUUUGAAAUAUUAAACAUCAAAUUAGUUAUUGA